Molecule: messenger RNA, 3627 nt
Organism: Cornus florida
Lineage: Eukaryota; Viridiplantae; Streptophyta; Magnoliopsida; Cornales; Cornaceae
Product: pentatricopeptide repeat-containing protein At4g39530
Exons: 1
Coding region: 201-2762 (853 amino acids)
Biological process (GO): RNA modification
Molecular function (GO): protein binding; RNA binding
Source: RefSeq, a predicted model, not a curated record
UAUGGACAUAAUUAAACAGUUAUCGAAUUUGAAAAUUACCAUGGCACACUUUCAGAGAUUUCAACUGGGCUUUUGAUGCAUCUGUUCAGCUGCAAAAAUGGAAUGAUCAAAACGGGUCAAAUUUUAUGUAUUAUACAUUUGUGUGGUGACAUAUACAUGUCUAUAAACAAAGUAAUACGUCUAUAAGCAUAUUCUAUAGAAUGAGAACCUACUAUGUGAGACGUUACUGCCAAGUAAUACUCCCUCCAAAUUCUUGUUGCAGAACUACCAACAAACAAGCUUUCGAUUUUUCCACCUUAGCAGUGGAUUCUCCACUACUUUGCUCAGAAAACCCAUCUGUUCCAACCCUGAAACGCCGAGACCAAAGGGAUGAAUUUGCCGAUCUCUUGCACUUGCCUGCAUCAAGCAACCCCAUUUUGUACUACAAAACAAUUCAUGGACAGAUUGUUGUGUCAGGCUUCCAAUCCGAUACUUUUCUUACCAACAAUCUCAUUCAGGUGUACUCAAAAUAUGAUUGUUUACGAAAUGCUCGUGUACUGUUUGAUAAAAUGUCUGAACGGAAUCUAAUAACUUGGUCUUCAGUGAUUUCUAUGUAUGCCAAACAUGGUUUCAGUGAAGAAGCCUUAAUGAUCUAUUUGGAGUUCCAAAGAAGCUCUGGUGAGAAGCCAAACGAGUAUCUAUUAGCUAGUGUUAUCCGUGCUUGUACCCAAUUGGGUGGUCUUGAGAGAGGAACCCAAUUGCAUGGUUUUGUUCUUAAGACUGGUUUUGAUCAAGAUGUCUAUGUGGGUACCUCUUUGGUUGACUUUUACUCAAAAAAUGACAACAUGCAGGAAGCAAGAUGGAUUUUUGAUGACUUAUCGGUGAAGAGUGCGGUUACUUGGACUACGAUUAUAACAGGAUAUGCCAGAGGUGGAAGGAGUGAAGUCUCAUUGCAGUUGUUCUAUCAAAUGAGGGAAACAGAUGUUGUUCCUGAUAGAUAUGUACUCUCUAGUGUUUUGAGUGCAUGUUCAAUACUUGGAUUCCUUGAAGGGGGAAAGCAAAUUCAUGCUUAUGUUUUGAGAAGGGGAACACAAAUGGACGUUUCAGUGAGUAAUGUGCUAAUAGAUUUGUAUGUGAAGUGUGGUAGAGUGAAAACAGGACGAAAACUAUUUGAUCAGAUGGUGGUCAAGAAUGUUAUUUCAUGGACAUCAAUGAUUUCUGGGUACAUGCAGAAUUCAUUUGAUUGGGAGGCCAUGAAGCUGUUUGCAGAUAUGAGCAGAUUGGGUUGGCAGCCAGAUGUCUUUGCUUGCACUAGCGUUCUCACUUCAUGUGGUUCGGUUGAGGCUCUGGAACAGGGUAGACAAGUGCAUGCAUACACUAUCAAGGCUAAUAUUGAAUUAGAUGAGUUUGUGAAAAAUGGUUUGAUUGAUAUGUACUCCAAAUGUGAUUCCUUGACUGAUGCAAGAAGAGCUUUUGAUGUUAAGAUCAAUCACAAUGUGAUAUCUUACAAUGCAAUGAUUGAAGGAUACUCAAGAGAGGAAAAGCUGUAUGAAGCUGUGGAUCUUUUCCAUGAAAUGAGGGUUAAUUUGUUCACACCAAGCCUUUUGACAUUUGUUAGCCUUCUUGGUGUGUCAGCUUCACUAUUUACCCUGAAAUUGAGCAAGCAAAUUCACGGUCUCAUCAUAAAAUUUGGGAUCUCUUUGGACAUAUUUGCCGGCAGUGCCCUAGUAGAUGUUUAUUCCAAGUGUUCUUUUGUUAAAGAUGCCAGACUUAUUUUUGAGGAGAUGAAUGAUAAAGAUAUUGUCGUAUGGAAUGCUAUGCUUUUUGGGUAUACCCAACAAAUGCAAAAUGAGGAGGCCCUCAAACUCUACUUAGAGUUACAGAUUUCUAGACAGACACCAAAUGAAUUCACUUUUGUUGCCCUCAUUGCAGCAGCUAGUAACCUAGCAAGUCUUCCACAUGGUCAACAGUUCCAUAAUCAGCUCAUAAAGACAGGUCUAGACUUUGACCCAUUUGUCUCGAAUGCACUGGUGGACAUGUAUGCUAAAUGUGGAAAUAUUGGAGAGGCACAAAAAAUGUUUAGUUCCACGAUUUGGAGGGAUGUUGUGUGUUGGAAUUCAAUGAUCUCAACAUAUGCACAACAUGGAGAAGCUGAAGAAGCUCUUAAGAUGUUUGAAGGAAUGAUAAAAGAAGGUAUAAAACCCAACAAUGUCACAUUUGUUGCUGUGCUCUCAGCAUGUAGCCAUGUGGGGUUUGUAGAAGAUGGACUCCGUUACUUUAACUUAAUGCAUGGGUUUGGAAUUGAACCAGGGACAGAACAUUAUGCUUGCAUGGUUUCUCUCUUUGGGCGAGCUGGUAAACUGCUCGAGGCAAAGGAGUUUAUUGAGAAAAUGCCAAUACAACCAGCAGCAAUAGUGUGGAGGAGUUUGCUUAGUGCAUGUAGAAUUGCUGGCAAUGUUGAACUGGGUAAAUACGCAGCUGAGAAGGCUAUUGCAGUUGAUCCAAAGGAUAGUGGAUCAUAUAUAUUGCUUUCAAAUAUUUUUGCAUCUAAGAAUAUGUGGAUUGAUGUUAAGAAGGUGAGGGAGAGAAUGGACUGUAAUGGGGUGGUGAAAGAAGCUGGCUGUAGUUGGAUUGAAUUAAAUAAUGAGGCUCAUGUGUUUAUUGCAAGAGACAGAACUCAUAAAGAUACAGGUUUGAUUUUUUCAAAUUUGGACAAUUUGAUUCAGCAUAUCAAAGCAGUUGGUUAUGUGCCUGACACUACCGCACUUCUGAUGAGUGAGUAAAAAAAAAAAGCAGUGGCAAAAUUUCAAUUGAAAGCCAUGUGGAGCCCUUGAUUAAUCAUUUAAAGAAUCUGAAUCUCACAGCUUAUCUCAGUGAUCUUGGACUUUAAGAUUUACAUGCAGAGGGCAUUCAAGUUUUAGAAAAGGGGUGUUAUGUUAGCAACUGCUCGUAGACUGACUUUGGUUGUGAAGCAGCUAGCUAUCCAAACUGACGACGGAAAUCCUCUUUGUCUCAAGUUUGAGAAAUUGUUGCCAGUAUGGGUAGAGCUGGUACUGGAGACUCUCUGCAAAAUGAAUGCACGAAAAUGACAGUGAAGUAUGUAGCGAUAGAUAGCUCAAAAAUUCGAGCUGCCAAGCUUGAGAAUGCUGAGUUAAGAGUUUGAAGACAAUCACAAUAGUGUAAAAGGUUAGAUGUGUACCCAAUACAUGUCUCCAAACUCCCUCUUUUAAUGGGGACUUGGGGACUAACAUUUUUUUGGCAUUCUUUGUUUUCGGAAACAAGUUCCCCUAAAAUUUUGGAGAGUUCCAGCAUACAUUCUCUUCUAGACUGGGCUGGUGUGCUUUGAUCGGCUUUUAUAGGUAAACUUCAUGUCACUCACCGGUGGUUUCUGUCUACGGUGGUAAUGUAAUCUAAUGCAGUCUCUUGUAUAUAACUAGCUUGUUAUGCAAAAAAAAUAAAAAUAAAAAAUCUCUUUCUCAAUUCAUCUUCUUUACGAUUGUAGUUACUGUUUUUUGUCCUUUCACCACAAAUUUAGUCCAUGAGAAUGAACUUUCAUUUGGUUUCAAUGACCAGUUGUGAUUAAUGGUGUAAUGUUGACAGGUUUUCGCUACUUAAAAUAUCGGGUAAUAUAGCGUUUCCCCCCUCUUC